AUGGAUUCAAUAAAUCGAGGUGUGUCGAAAACGACAGUUGUGAUUAAGAUUUGUGAUUCGAAACGUGCAAGACGUGGAUUGCUAUCACCGAAGCCUUUGCAAAAGCCCAAGCCAGAAGCAUCAUUUUCAAUGAAUACCGAUGAUCAGCCGAUGGAUCAAAACAGUGAUCAGUCACAUCCACAACAGUUGAAUAGCAAUAAUAAUGCCAAUAAUCUGAUCAGUCCGAAUCGAUCCACUCGUAACACUUUCGGUGCAACAUAUCCCACAAUGAGUCCAUUCUCUGUUGGACCGUCAUCCGCUGAUCACGCCAUACCGAAUAAUAUCACCAACAAUAUCAACAACAGUUCAUCGUAUCGUAAUGGCAAAACAAUUCCAUCACAUCGCGCAUCGCUCAUGACUGCAAAAAAAUUAGUCAUCCGAAAUUUUAAACAACGCUCAUCUCAGUCGGAAGGUAAUCUGCUGGAAUCAAGUUGGCGAAUCCUGGAAGAAGCCGUAAUUGCAAUUCAACAAAAACGCAAAGUGAAUACGAGUUUGGAACAACUUUAUCGAACAGUCGAGAAUUUAUGUGGACAUAAACUUUCAAUGGAGACGUACACGUAUUUGAAGCAGUGCCUCGUACAACAUCUGCGAUCAAAAUUACAAACAUUGUUGAGUGAUUCAGAUACGACUGUUCUUUUCCUGGAACGACUGAAUGCGCUUUGGUUGGAGCAUUGUCAACAAAUGGUGAUGAUUCGAAGCGUAUUUCUUUAUUUGGAUAGGACAUUUGUCUUGCAGAACUCGUCAGUAGCAUCGUUAUGGGAUGUUGGAUUGGAGAUAUUUCGAGAUGUGAUAAUGAAUAAUGAUUGCAUCAGAAAGCGUGCAACGAAUGGUAUUAUGAAAUUGAUUGAAACAGAGCGCGGUGGUGCACAGAUUGAUCGUCAACUCGUCAGAUCACUGUUACGUAUGAUGUCGAAUUUAGGUAUUUAUCAAACGGUGUUUGAACGUCGAUUCUUGUCAUUAACCACCACUCUGUACGAAACCGAAGGACGAAACUUGUCUCGCGAUCUUGAGGUUCCUGCAUAUUUACGACAUGUUAAGCGACGUUUGGAGGAGGAGUCAUCCAGGGUGGAUCACUAUCUAGACGCAAGUACACGUAAAGAAUUAAUGGCUGUCACUGAUAAGUGCUUGAUUGUUAAUCAUAUGGAAACCUUCAUUGACAAAGGUGUCGAAUCAAUGCUGAGCGCAAAUCAGUGUGAUGAUUUGGUUUUGAUCUAUUCGUUGUUAUCGCGUACUAAAGACGGCCUUUUACUUCUAAAGAAUGCUUUUGCAUCAUACAUUAAGAAAGUGGGUAAAGCGUUAGUAGUGAAUACGGAACAUGAUAAAACACUGGUUGCUGAUUUGUUGGUCAUGAAAGCCAAAUUAGACAACAUUCUUAAAAGUUGUUUCGAGAAUAACGAAAAGUUUGUUCAAGCCGAAAAAGAUGCAUUCGACUACUUCAUCAAUACUCGUGCCAAUAAACCGGCUGAACUUGUUGCAAAAUAUUUGGAUAAUAAAUUGAGAUCUGGCAAUAAAGAGUCUAGUGAUGAAGAGUUAGAAAAUCUUAUGGAUCAAGUUAUUGUCAUCUUCAGGUUUAUUCAAGGUAAAGAUGUAUUCGAAGCAUUCUAUAAGAAAGAUCUCGCAAAACGUCUACUUCUUGGAAGAAGUGCGUCUGUCGACGCUGAAAAGUCAAUGCUGUCCAAACUUAAACAGGAAUGUGGCGCCGACUUCACGACAAAAUUAGAGGGGAUGUUCAAAGAUAUGGAAUUAUCCAAAGAUCUCGCUGUGGCAUUCAAGCAGUAUUUGGACCACGGUGGUCCCGAUCGAUCUAUACGGCAUGGCGAAGAUCAUAUUGAAUUCAACGUAAAUGUUUUAACGAUGGGGCAUUGGCCUGUGUAUCAGCCAAUGGAUGUUGUCAUUCCAUCGUUUUUAAUUGACUACCAAGAAUUGUUCAAACGAUUCUACUUAUCCAAGCACAGUGGUCGAAAGCUGCAAUGGCAACACAGUCUAGCGCAGGUGCUUCUGAGAGCUCACUUCAAGCCUACGGUGGUUAAAGAGUUGCAAGUAUCAAUGUUUCAAGCGUUGGUUUUGUUACUUUUCAACGAGAAAGUUGAGUGGACUUACGAAGAAAUCACCGAUUUAACAAAAAUCGAGAAGACCGAAUUAGAUCGUACGCUGCAGUCGUUAGCGUGUGGCAAGCUGCGGGUUAUAUUGAAGACACCUCGUGGAAAGGAUAUAAAGCCGCUUGACAAAUUCACUUUUAAUGAGGAAUGUAAUGACAAAUUGUAUAGAAUACGUAUUUGUCAAGUCCAGAUGAAAGAAACUACUGAGGAACAUUUGCAAACCGAGGAGCAAGUCUUCCAGGAUCGCCAGUAUCAAAUAGAUGCGGCGAUUGUACGCAUUAUGAAGACCCGUAAGAGUCUCUCUCAUCAGUUGCUCAUCUCUGAACUCUUCAAACAAUUACGUUUCUCAGUGAAGCCGAUUGACCUCAAAAAACGCAUCGAAAGUCUCAUCGAACGCGAAUAUAUGUGUCGUGAUAAAGAUGAUACUAAUACGUACAAUUAUGUUGCGUGA
Anisakis simplex (herring worm) is the source of this 2589-nucleotide messenger RNA. The record is from the annotation of a GenBank genome assembly. Lineage: Eukaryota; Metazoa; Nematoda; Chromadorea; Rhabditida; Anisakidae.